This is a messenger RNA of Salvia hispanica, 745 nucleotides long. RefSeq names its product Late embryogenesis abundant (LEA) hydroxyproline-rich glycoprotein family. NCBI's taxonomy places the organism in Eukaryota, Viridiplantae, Streptophyta, Magnoliopsida, Lamiales, Lamiaceae. Gene Ontology annotation, biological process: defense response to other organism. The record is from RefSeq and is a predicted model, not a curated record. Gene Ontology annotation, cellular component: plasma membrane.
UGAACAAAAUGGAGGAGGAAAACCACCUCAAUCCACCACAAAAAACUCAUCACAAAAUCCACGAAUUCGAAACCAAUAAACCAGCACCCAAACAAGAAGGCGCGAGCAAAACCCUAGUUUACAUCCUCAUCGCCGUCGUUCUACUAAGCAUCGCCUUCUUAAUAUUCGGCCUCGUCGUGCUCCGAAUCAAGCCUCCGUCUCUCCGCCUAUCAAACGUCGUCGUACAGGGCCUCCGCUACAAUGCCUCCUCGCUAAACAUGACCGUGAUCGCCGAUCUCACCCUCCACAACACGAAUUUCGGCCGCUUCGACUUUCGCGGCGGAAGCGUCGCUUUGUUGUACGGCAACGCCACGUUUGGGGCGGCGAGCAUCCACGGCGGAAGAGUUGGCGGCCGGGAGAGGGGACGGAUCGGCGCGGCCGUGGAGGUGAGCGGCGGGCCGUCGGAGAAUUAUAUGAAUAUUAGCAGAGAUAUUGAAUUGAAUUUGGUGAGAUUAACGACGGUGGCGGAAUUGCGAGGUGAGAUUAGAGUGAUGAAGAUUGUUAAUAGGCAUAGAACUGCUUCGAUGAAUUGUAGCAUGGAUGUUAAUUUGAGGGGCCAACAAGUUCAGAAUUUAUCAUGUCAAUGAACAUAUUAUUAACCAUCUUGAUCUAGAUACAUAUCUCAUAUUUAUUUUCUUUUUCUUUUUUUUUUAAUGUAAUUUAUCUAGCAUUAUGUUUAUUUAAAUCCAGAUUUUUCUUUGUCGGU